Molecule: messenger RNA, 3061 nt
Organism: Glossina fuscipes
Lineage: Eukaryota; Metazoa; Arthropoda; Insecta; Diptera; Glossinidae
Gene: stw
Product: oxidoreductase OpS5
Exons: 9
Coding region: 34-2376 (780 amino acids)
Biological process (GO): iron ion transport
Cellular component (GO): plasma membrane
Molecular function (GO): oxidoreductase activity; copper ion binding
Source: RefSeq, a predicted model, not a curated record
AUUUGGAAUUUAAUUAUAAUUAAAUAAAGAAAAAUGAUGCCGUUCAAGUGGAAAUAUUCAAGAAAUUUUCAAUUUCCCUUUUCCCUCUUACUCCUACUGCUGACAAUUAUUGUGGAUUUACUUGCCAUCGAAGCCGUACGUAUAGCCGGGCCACAAGCACCACAGCGUCUAAAAGAUCAAACACCUGCCAGUUCAUUUUGGCAAUCACAUCUGGCCUCACCUUCCACUUCCGCACCCUUUGAUGCACCCUUCUUUUCAGCUACACAUGGCAUUGUGCAAACCCAUCCGUCAUUAAGUGGCAGUAUACCACGACCCGUGCCAUUGACCAGCAACAGUUUAGGCAGUGGCAGUAGUAGUCCUAAUAAAGCAGCUCUAACGGCCGGCAGUGGUUAUUUGAAUUCGCGUGGCAGUCUACCAUCGUCUGCCCGUUAUCCUUCAUUAGCAGCCAGUAAUACGGUAGUCAGUCCUAAUCCGAGAUCACCGUUUAGACAUUUAGAUUUCUCUACCAGCGCCACAGCCGAAUUAAGACGUAAUCCAGCGCUAUCGGCUCCAGAUGAAUGCGCACGUGCCUGUCGUGAAGGUGAACCGCCAAGAAUAUGCUAUUAUCAUUUCACUUUGGAAUAUUACACAGUUUUGGGAGCCGCCUGUCAAGUGUGUACACCCAAUGCUACCAACACAGUAUGGAGUCAUUGUCAAUGCGUGUUAGCUGAUGGUGUUGAACGUGGUAUACUGACAGCUAAUCGCAUGAUACCCGGCCCCAGUAUACAAGUUUGCGAAAAUGAUAAAGUUGUCAUCGAUGUGGAAAAUCAUAUGGAAGGCAUGGAAGUAACCAUACACUGGCACGGCAUAUGGCAACGCGGUUCCCAAUACUAUGACGGUGUACCGUUCGUAACACAAUGUCCUAUACAGCAAGGCAACACGUUCCGCUAUCAAUGGACAGGUAAUGCGGGUACACAUUUCUGGCAUGCUCAUACAGGCCUGCAGAAGUUGGAUGGUCUUUACGGUAGCAUAGUCGUACGUCAACCACCUUCACGUGAUCCAAAUUCGCAUUUAUAUGACUUCGAUUUGACGACACACAUUAUGCUAAUCAGCGAUUGGUUGCAUGAAGAUGCUGCUGAACGUUAUCCUGGCCGUUUGGCUGUUAACACUGGACAAGAUCCCGAAUCGUUAUUAAUAAAUGGAAAAGGUCAAGUCCGUGAUCCGAAUACUGGUUUCAUGACAAACACACCUUUGGAAAUUUUCACAAUAACACCGGGACGCCGCUACCGUUUCCGUAUGAUUAAUGCUUUCGCUUCGGUUUGUCCAGCUCAGGUGACAAUCGAGGGCCACAAUUUAAUGGUUAUAGCCACAGAUGGUGAACCUGUGCAUCCGGUUGAAGUGAACACGAUCAUAUCUUUCUCAGGUGAACGUUAUGAUUUUGUCAUUACUGCCGAUCAGCCAGUUGGUGCUUAUUGGAUACAAUUAAGAGGUUUGGGCGAAUGCGGUAUUAGACGAGCUCAACAAUUGGGUGUUUUGCGUUAUGCUCGCGGUCCCUAUCAGCCGGCAUCACAACCACCCACAUACGAUGUCGGUUUACCUCAGGGUGUGGUUAUGAAUCCUUUAGAUGCUCAGUGUAAUCGUCAACGUAACGAUGCCAUCUGCGUGAGCCAAUUAAAAAGUGCUCAGGAAAUUGAUCGCGGCAUUCUCUCCGAGAAGCCAGAUGUUAAAAUCUUCUUGCCGUUCCGUUUCUAUGUGUAUCGUCCCGAAGAACUAUUCCAGCCUAAUACUUAUAACAGAUUCUUAGUUGCACCUACUGGUGAUCAUGUUAUCUCUUUGAUCGAUGAAAUCUCAUACUUAUCGGCACCUGCACCAUUAACGUCACAAUACAAUGAAAUUAAUCCAGAACAAUUCUGUAACGGUGACAAUAGACCAGCGGAUUGCGGUCCGAAUUGCAUGUGCACCCACAAAAUUGAUAUACCAUUGAAUGCUGUAGUCGAGGUGGUGCUAGUCGAUGAAGUGCAACAGCCUAAUUUAUCACAUCCUUUCCAUUUGCAUGGAUACGGUUUCAGUGUAGUCGGUAUUGGACGUUCGCCCGAUAUGACAGUGAAAAAGAUUAACUUAAAGCACGCUUUAGAUUUGGAUAGACGCGGUCUAUUGAACCGACAAUACAAUUUACCGCCCACCAAGGAUACCAUUGCUGUACCCAACAACGGUUACGUAGUCCUAAGAUUUAGAGCUGAUAAUCCAGGCUUUUGGUUAUUCCAUUGUCACUUUUUGUUCCACAUUGUUAUUGGUAUGAAUUUAAUAUUACAAGUGGGUACAAACGCUGACAUGCCGCCUGUUCCUCCCGGUUUCCCUACAUGCGGUGAUCAUACACCGCCUAUACCAAUUAAUUAACUUUAACUAUUCUCUCUAAUUCCUUCCUUCUCACGCUCACUUUCUUUUGCUCUUGCUCUAGCUCUCUCUCUCUCUCUCUCUAUCUAUCUAUCUAUCUCUCUCUCUUUUUUUCACUAUCUCUUUUUCACUAUCUCUGUCUUUCUCUUACAACCCAAUCCUACUUGAAAUAAUUAAUAGGUGUUAAUGGUUUUUUAGGAACAUUUCCCUUUAAAUCUUUAAUAGAAGAGAAAAAUAUAAAUGACAGAAAAAGCCGGAGAGCAAAAUUUUAGAAAAAAUGAAGUUAACGGGCAAAAAUGCGAAAAAAGUGAAGAUCAAACAAAAGAAAAAAUUCAUUACUCUGCUCGGAGACUAAGAAAAGGUUUUCAAUGUUUAGCAAGCAAAAGACCUCUUGACUUGUGCUUCUCUCCCUUCUCUUUUCAUGUUCUGUAUUUUAUUCUUAAAUAAAGCUUUACGAAAAGUUUAAAGCUUUUAUUGUAAUUUACAAAAACUCCCUAAAUGUGUACAAUAAACGAAAUGAAAGCAAAAUGCGCUUUAGAUAAGAAAAACGGAAACAGAGAGGAACAUAAUAUAUUUACACCAAGAAAAGAUUUUGUCCUUCACCCGAUUUGUAAGUGAAUAUAAAAUAAAAGAAAAAAAUAUUCAAUAUCUUUUCAAACGGAAAAAGAAAACAAAUAAGAAAAUUAUA